Messenger RNA from Metopolophium dirhodum (rose-grain aphid), 1143 nucleotides. RefSeq lists its product as uncharacterized. Bases 1 to 615 code for a protein of 204 amino acids. The transcript is spliced from 4 exons. The record is from RefSeq and is a predicted model, not a curated record. NCBI's taxonomy places the organism in Eukaryota, Metazoa, Arthropoda, Insecta, Hemiptera, Aphididae.
AUGACACCGAACAUGAGGUUGGUGUGGUUGCGUGAAAAAUUUUCAUCGUGGACAUUGUUGCAAUUUGCAGAAAAAUCCCAACAACAAAAGAAAGGUGUUUUACUUUUGGACGAAAUUUUCUUGAGAACAAGUCUUGAUGUGAAAACUCGAACACUAACAUAUAGUGGUUUGGAAGAUUUUGGAGGAGAUAUUGAAAGUAAAAUUGGAAGUUCAGAAUUAGCGGAUCAUGCCCUAGUAUUUAUGUUCCAGAGUUUAGCAGACAAUGUGACACAACCUAUAUCUGUCUUUGCCUCAAAAGGUCCAGUUAAAGGAGUAGAUUUGGCACAAUUAAUAAUAAAAGCGAUUAUUUUAUUGGAAGAUGCAGGUCUACAAGUAAUGGCACUCACUUGUGAUGGAGCCUCAACUAAUAAAACAAUGUUAAAACAAUUUGGAGUCAGUGGUAAACGCGCAGAUUUAAAAAAUUAUUUUUCCAACCCUUAUGAUGGGAAUAGAAAUGUGUAUGUUUUUUCUGAUGCACCUCAUAUCAUUAAAAAUAUCAGAAAUCGAUUGUUCCAAAAUAAACAAUUAAAGGCAAUUAUUACAAAAUAUUUAUUCAAUUCAACCAACUAUAUAUGAUAUAUCUAUAACCAUUGAUUUUGGAAUAGAUUAUCAAUGCAAAACUUAUUAAACAUGAAAUUUGAUGUUAAUUAUUUAAUUAUUUCUAGUUACAUCCGUCUAAUAGUUUUAUAAAAUGGGAACAUUAUCGCCAAGUAUUUGAAAAUAACUCUAAGUCUAUGCUGAAAGUAUGUCCCAAAAUUACAAACAUCACAUAGUCUUAAAUAAUUUAACAAAAAUAAAAGUUAAAUUUGCAACCCAAAUUUUUAGUAACUCCAUGGCAGUGGGCUUACAAUUUUAUCGUUCACAAAAUUGUAAUGGUCUUGAUGAUUCAUUAGAAACUCAGCUAUUUACAACUAAAAUUAAUGAUAUGUUUCACGCAUUGAACCGAAAAUUUCCUGCAGAGGGCAUUAGGGAGAAUAGCAAGGAUUUAGAGGUUUUUUUUAUGUUAAUGCCUGUGGAUGAGCUUUUGUGAAACAUAAGUUAAAACAUAUUAUGUUAGUUUUGAUUAAUAUAAUAAAUGUAAUCAUAUUAUGUAAGUAAUUAUGC